Molecule: messenger RNA, 901 nt
Organism: Elaeis guineensis (African oil palm)
Lineage: Eukaryota; Viridiplantae; Streptophyta; Magnoliopsida; Arecales; Arecaceae
Product: SKP1-like protein 1A
Biological process (GO): ubiquitin-dependent protein catabolic process
Source: RefSeq, a predicted model, not a curated record
GAUAAAUAUCUCGAACCGCGACCGAGGCGAGGAAAAAAGGAAUCCAGGAAAAAAGAGAGAAAAAAGAAGAAGAAAAAAAAACUUCGCGUCGUUCCUCUCCCAGGCCUCUUCUUGCUCUGAUUCCUUCGCUCCGGCAAUCGAUCCCCGGCUGCGAUGGCGGAGAAGAUCAUCUUGAAGAGCUCCGAUGGCGAGGUCUUCGAGGUGGAGGAGAGCGUGGCGAUGGAGUCACAGACGAUCAAGCACAUGAUAGAGGAUGACUGCGCCGGCAACGGCAUCCCCCUACCCAACGUCACGAGCAAGAUCCUCUCCAAGGUGAUUGAGUACUGCAAAAGACACGUCGAAGCCUCCGCCGCCGCCUCCAAGUACGCCGCCGAGGACUCCUCCUCCUCGAAGGCCGCCGACAACGAGCUCAAGGCCUGGGACGACGAGUUCGUUAGAGUCGACCAGGCCACGCUCUUCGACCUUAUCCUGGCUGCAAACUAUCUAAACAUUAAAGGCCUACUGGAUCUGACCUGCCAAACUGUGGCUGAUAUGAUCAAGGGCAAGACCCCUGAAGAGAUCCGCAAAACUUUCAAUAUCAAAAAUGACUUUACUCCUGAAGAAGAGGAAGAGGUGCGGAGAGAGAACCAGUGGGCCUUUGAGUGAAUGGAAUUUACAUGUUAUUUUUCUGAUAGGUGGAUAGCUGGUCUUUGGGUGUUUAUGGUGUAGAUUGAUGACCUGAAGCAAUGCUGGACUGACUUCUAUGAUGCAGUUACUUUUACUGAGCUGUACAAUGUAUAUAGGGUUGGUUGCUUAUUUGGACAUGGGGACUGCUUGCCAACCUCAUUUGGAUAUUUUAUAUAUUUCUUCUUGAAGCAUGGAACUUUAAUGAUUAUAUUAUAUUUUCUUGAUUUGGAUCCUA